Messenger RNA from Cryptomeria japonica (Japanese cedar), 1809 nucleotides. Its product is annotated as leucine-rich repeat receptor-like serine/threonine-protein kinase At1g17230. Bases 1 to 1809 code for a protein of 602 amino acids. The record is from RefSeq and is a predicted model, not a curated record. Gene Ontology annotation, molecular function: protein binding. NCBI's taxonomy places the organism in Eukaryota, Viridiplantae, Streptophyta, Pinopsida, Cupressales, Cupressaceae. The transcript has a single exon.
AUGGCUCCCGUUUCAUUCUGCAUGGCGGUGAUGAUAAUGUUGCCCUUUCAUUUCUCAUUUGCUAACGCAUGCCGAGAUGAUGAAAGAAGCUACCUUCUCGAUUUUAAAAGUGGGCUUAAAGAUUCCUCUGGCCGAUUAAGCUCGUGGCAGCACUUCAACUGUUGCCGAUGGGAGGGUCUCAUGUGUGACUCUCAUUCCGGCCAUGUUGUUUCCCUCGACCUCAAAAACCCUAGUUACAAUCUUCAUGAAUUUCAAUCUCGUCUGAGUGGGAAGAUCCAUCCCUCCCUGUUCAAACUGCAGCAUCUGCAAUAUUUAGAUUUGAGCGCGAAUUUUUUCGAAGGUACUGCCCUCCCUCCUCAGUUGGCGAAACUCCAGAGGCUUAUUUUCCUCAACUUGACAGAUGCCCAUUUUGGAGGUGAGAUUCCUCUGGAAUUGGGUAACGUUACAACCUUGCGCCACCUGGAUUUGAGCCGGAAAGACUUCAAUGGUGCUGCCAUACCUCUUCAUCUGGCCAAACUUCACACGCUUACUUUCCUUAGCUUGGCAUAUGCUAGACUUGGAGGUGAGAUUCCUCCGGAAUUGGGUAACGUUACAACUUUGCGCCACCUGGAUUUGAGCCAUAAUGAAUUCAAUGUUGCUGCCAUACCAUGGCAGUUGGCAAAACUUCAGAGCCUUACUUUCCUUAGCUUGGCAUAUGCUCAAGUUGGAGGUGAGGUUUCCCCGGAAUUGGGUAACAUUUCAACUUUGCGCUACCUAGAUUUGAGCAUGAAUCUCUUCAAUGGUACGGUCAUACCACCUCAGUUGGGGAAACUACAGAGGCUUACUUUCCUUGACUUGGGAGAUGCUGAAUUUGGAGGCGAGAUUCCUCAGGAAUUGGGUAACAUUACAACCUUGCGCCAUCUGGAUCUGUUAGCAUAUCCAUUUGGUGGUGAGAUUCCAUUGGCACAUCCCUUGGAGAGUAGGAGGUUUGCAGGAUGGAUAAAAGAUCUGAGAAGCUUGGAAUACCUGGUUAUGACUUCUGUGAAUCUGUCAAUGGCAUCUGAGGAUUGGGGUAACGCCCUUAGCACUCUGUCGAAUAUCAGGGAGAUUUACCUCUAUGGCUGUGGACUUUCAGGUACUUUACCUUCUGUCCUAAACCUUACUCACCUAUCCCAUCUAGAUCUUUCAGGAAAUUCAUUUUAUUCAUCUUUGCCAGUUUGGUUUCAGAAUGUCUCGUCCUUGGUCUACGUCGAUCUGUCUUAUUGUGAUUUCAACGGUUCUAUCCCUUUAAAUUUCUUGCACGGUUCAAGCCUGAGAAAACUUGACUUGUCAUAUAACCAUCUAAGAGGAGUAAUUCCUCAAUCCAUUGCAAAUUUUUCAAUGCUUGAGACAUUGGACCUCUCAUACAAUAAUUUUACAGACGACUUACAACUGUUUGGUUCAAUCGUUGAUGGGCUUUCGUCUCUCAGACGCCUGUACCUCAAUAACAACCAGUUGUCUGGAACAAUUCCAGAUACCAUUACAAAGCUUGUCAGAUUAGAAACGUUGUCACUCAGCUCAAACAAUUUAACCGGCAGCAUCUCUCCUUCCGUAUUGGAUAUAGCUCACCUCAAAGAAGUCGACGUUUCUGAAAAUCAGGUAACACUUAGCGUCUAUUCAAGUUGGAUUCCGCAAUUUGUUCAAAUUGGGUACUUGGGGUUAAGGUCUUGUAAUCUUCAAGGGGAGAUUCCUGCUUUUCUGUCUACUCAAUAUUCACUGGCAGUAUUGGACCUGUCCGAUAACAACAUUGUGGGAUCUUCCCAGUCUUCAAGCUCUCAAUCUUUCACAUAA